UCUCGUUUCCCUGGUCAAGAGAGCUUGUCUUUAGCAGAACUGUGAGCGAUGAUGGCUGGAUCCAUCGCCACCAUUCCUACCUCAUCCGCGCCCGCUUAAUAGCCUCAGCGAUGCAAUCCUCCUUCCUCCUCUCAACCCCCAUCCCGAAUUCGAAUUCCCCGCCAUCUCCCCCCCUCCACUUCCCGCCACCGAGCACCCGGACCUUCUCCUUCCCCACCAGAAUCGCUCUCUUCGCCGUCAGUGGUCGAAUGAGGAGGCACCUCUCCUCCCUGAGGGCCAAACCGGAGAUCGGUACAUCGGGUGGCGGGGGCCACCGGACCCUCUUGGAGUACGCCGGGAAGGGAGGGGCUGACGUGGGCGACGACCUCGCCGUCCUCCUUGCCCACAUCCAGCACGCCUGCAAGCGGAUCGCCGCCGUGGUCGCUUCUCCCUUCAAUUCCGAGCUCGGCCGGCAGGGCAGCGGCGGCGGUGGAGAUGGGUCGUCGUCUUCGGGGAGGGACGCUCCCAAGCCUCUCGAUAUAGUUUCGAAUGACAUUAUAUUCUCGUCACUCCGAAGCUCUGGAAAAGUUGCAGUUAUGGCAUCGGAAGAAGAUGAAGUUCCCAUUUGGAUAACUGAUGAUGGCCCAUUUAUCGUUGUUACUGAUCCUCUAGAUGGUUCCCGAAAUAUUGAUGUCUCCAUUCCAACUGGAACCAUUUUUGGGAUAUAUAAUAGGCUUGUAGAAUUAGACCAUCUGCCUGUGGAAGAGAAGGCACAGCUCAAUUCUCUUCAAAGUGGUACUCGGCUUGUUGCUGCUGGUUAUGUGUUAUAUUCAUCUGCUACAGUAUUAUGCAUUAGCUUUGGCUCAGGAACUCAUGCAUUCACCUUGGAUCACUCAACUGGAGAAUUUGUUCUUACACAUCCCAGCAUACAAAUUCCUCGUCGGGGACAGAUAUAUUCUGUAAAUGACGCACGAUACUUCGACUGGCCAGAUGGUUUAAGGCAAUAUAUCGAUGCUGUCAGACAAGGUAAGGGACAGUUCCCUAAGAAGUAUUCGGCUCGCUAUGUCUGUUCGCUGGUUGCUGAUUUUCACCGGACUCUUAUUUAUGGUGGGGUGGUAAUGAAUCCAAGAGAUCACCUUCGCUUAGUUUAUGAAGCGAAUCCUCUUAGUUUCCUUGUGGAGCAUGCCGGAGGCAGAGGUUCUGAUGGUAAAUCUAGGAUUCUUUCAAUCCAGCCAGUUGAACUGCAUCAGAGGCUUCCCCUGUUUUUGGGAAGUCUGGAGGAUAUGCAAGAAUUAGAGAGUUAUGAUAAUAUCCAACAGAAGAUUAAUCCUGGAUAUGAAGUCUGAUGCUGAUAAAUCCACCGUGACCAUUACAAAUGAUGUGGUCUUUUGUUACAUGAGGUGGCUUGCUUACAUUUACUCUCUUCAGAAGAUUUUGCGUGCAAACUCCUAAAGUUUUGUGUAAAAGUUUCUGUAGUCUGCAAUUCAACAUUUGUUUCUUCAAUAUUCUGGAUUUUGUAGCUUUCCAGUUUAUGCAGAUGUAUGUUGUACAUGUCUGAUUAAAUUUUAUCCUCCUUGUGAUAAGUUUGUUUGGAAAAUUUUGAGUAGCUGUUUCUUAA
Molecule: messenger RNA, 1597 nt
Organism: Phoenix dactylifera (date palm)
Lineage: Eukaryota; Viridiplantae; Streptophyta; Magnoliopsida; Arecales; Arecaceae
Product: Inositol monophosphatase family protein
Biological process (GO): gluconeogenesis; sucrose biosynthetic process; fructose metabolic process
Cellular component (GO): cytoplasm; cytosol
Molecular function (GO): fructose 1,6-bisphosphate 1-phosphatase activity
Source: RefSeq, a predicted model, not a curated record